CGGGUGAUGGAUCGUGACCAGGAAAGCGGUGCUCCAAGGGAGGCACCGACGCCGGCGCCUCCACGGGCCGCCGAGAGCACGAAGACGUGGUGUCCCUGGAGUCCGGUGCAGGAGGACCAGCUCCAUCCGCCCCCUGAUGAACGGUGGCCGGGAACUUCAACGCCAGGACUAUGACCGUGUAAAACCCCGGCCAGGCGCGAAGCUGGCGACGCACGCUUUAUCCAAGAGGCGCGAGGAGCCGGGCAGGGUGUCGUUACGGUUAAUAAAAAGUUCUCCUCCCGGAAUUUCCCCGGAACAGCAAGUGCCUUUUCCCCGCGCGAGGAGGACGAUGCGGCGCGGCCCAGCUCUGCAGUCGGGGCCGACGCGCGCGCCUGGACAGGUCCCCCCCUUCUGGGACACCGGCCUUCCCAGGGAUCCCGGGUUCCCCCAAAACAGCCGCUGGGCGCGGAACGGUGAGGGAACUGCACGGCCGUAAACAGGACACGUUAAGGAACCUGAGACACCCGAACACCGGAGCUCCAGGUCAGGGCGCGGGCACCGCUCACCGAGCGCGUCCGGGUCUUCGUCGCCACCGCGUCACCCAGACGGGGGUCCUCCCGCUUGCAGGCUUCGGACAGGACGGGCUCGGGGAGCUGGAGUUGCUCACGCCGCGUCCCGAUUACUGUGGAUGCCUCCAAGGCUCGGAAGCUGCCCAGAGAACGAGCAGGGCAGAGGCCGCUUAAAAAGGGGGAGCGGGGCCGGAGCCGCGCUGGGGAGGGGCCCGGGCUGCAGACGCGGCCCGAGCAGGCGGCGUCCUCAGCACCGCAGCCGCCGCCGAGCGCGCCCGCCCCCGGGGUAGGAGGGCAGGGCGGAGAGAGCGCGUCACGGAAGCCGGCGGACGGCGGGGCGCGGAACCCGGGGCCCCGGAGAAGUCCCAUCCCUCGUGGGACCCAGAGUCGCGGCCGGCUCGGGGCAAGGGCGGGGGCGCCGGGGUACGGACAGCGGUCAAGGCCGAGCCGGUGGCGGAGCGCGGGCGAGGCCCCUUUAAGACGCCCCCCCGCCGCGGCCCCGCCCCGCCCGCCGCUGUCCCCGCCCCGGAGUCCCUCCGAGGGCUGUGAUUGGGCAGGCGCGGCGAUCCCUUUGAAGUGUGGCUGCCGGGCGGCUAUUUGACGUGCGGCUCGCGGAAGGCGGAGGUUUUUGUGUGGCUCGGCGGAGCUAGCGGCAGCGGCGGCGGCGGCGGCCGAGGUGGAGGAGGGGAGCGGCAGGCGGCGCGGCGACCGCGGCCCCGCGCCCGACGCUGCGGAGCGAGCCCACCCGCCCCGGAGCUCGGCCCCCGGAGCUCCCGCUCCCUCCCCGCCCCCCCAGUGGCGCUGCCUCCUCCAAAUGAGCGAUUCGCCCGCCGGAUCUAACCCAAGGACACCCGAAAGCAGCGGCAGCGGCAGCGGCGGCGGCGGGAAGAGGCCGGUGGCGCCGGCAGCGGUGUCCCUCCUGCCCCCGGCGGACCCCCUGCGCCAGGCGAGCCGGCUCCCCAUCAGGGUCCUGAAGAUGCUGAGCGCGCACACCGGCCACCUCUUGCACCCGGAGUACCUGCAGCCGCUGUCCUCCACGCCCGUCAGCCCCAUCGAGCUGGACGCCAAGAAGAGUCCCCUGGCGCUGCUGGCCCAGACCUGCUCGCAGAUCGGCAAGCCGGACCCGCCGCCCUCCUCCAAGCUCAAUUCGGUAGCGGCGGCGGCCAACGGGCUGGGAGCCGAGAAGGACCCGGGCCGCUCCGCCCCUGGCGCCGCCUCGGCGUCCGCGGCGCUCAAGCAGCUGGGGGACUCCCCGGCCGAGGACAAGUCCAGCUUCAAGCCCUACUCCAAGGGCUCCGGUGGCGGCGACCCCCGGAAGGACAGCGGCUCCUCGUCCGUGUCUUCCACCUCCUCGUCCUCCUCGUCCCCGGGAGACAAGGCGGGCUUCAGGGUCCCCAGCGCCGCCUGCCCGCCCUUCCCCCCUCAUGGAGCUCCGGUGUCCACGUCCUCGUCCUCGUCCUCGCCCGGCGGCUCCCCGCCCCACACUGACUGCAGGAGCGGCGGCGGCGGCGGCGGGGAGCUAGACAAGAAGGACCCGGAGCCCAAGCCCAGCCCCGAGCCCGCGCCCGGGAGCCGCGGCGGCGCGGGGGAGCCCGGCGCACACGGCGGCGCCGAGGCUGGGGCCUCCGGGCGCAAGUCGGAGCCGCCCUCGGCGCUGGUGGGGGCCGGCCACGUGGCGCCGGUGUCGCCCUACAAACCUGGCCACUCGGUGUUCCCGCUGCCGCCCUCCAGCAUCGGCUACCACGGCUCCAUCGUGGGCGCCUACGCCGGCUACCCGUCGCAGUUCGUGCCCGGCCUGGAUCCGGGCAAGUCGGGCCUCGUGGGAGGCCAGCUGUCGGGGGGGCUGGGCCUGCCGCAGGGCAAGGCCCCCAGCUCCAGCCCGCUCACCGGGGCCUCGCCGCCCUCCUUCCUGCAGGGAUUGUGCCGCGACCCCUACUGCCUGGGAGGCUACCACGGCGCCUCGCACCUCGGAGGCUCCAGCUGCUCCACCUGCAGCGCUCACGACCCGGCGGGGCCCGGCCUCAAGGCGGGGGGCUACCCGCUGGUGUACCCCGGCCACCCUCUGCAGCCCGCCGCGCUCUCGUCCAGCGCCGCCCAGGCCGCGCUCCCGGGCCACCCGCUCUACACCUACGGCUUCAUGCUGCAGAACGAACCGCUGCCGCACAGCUGCAACUGGGUGGCGGCCAGCGGGCCUUGCGACAAGCGCUUCGCCACCUCGGAGGAGCUGCUCAGCCACCUACGGACUCACACGGCCCUGCCGGGAGCCGAGAAACUUCUGGCCGCCUACCCGGGGGCCUCGGGCCUGGGCAGCGCCGCCGCGGCUGCAGCGGCCGCCGCCUCCUGCCACCUGCACCUGCCCCCGCCCGCCGCCCCCGGCAGCCCCGGGUCGCUGUCACUGCGGAGUCCACACACUUUGGGGCUAAGCCGGUACCACCCCUACGGCAAGAGCCACUUGUCCACAGCAGGGGGCCUGGCCGUGCCGUCCCUGCCCGCAGCCGGACCCUACUACUCGCCUUACGCGCUGUACGGACAGAGACUAGCCUCGGCCUCCGCGCUCGGGUACCAGUGACCACAGCCCGGCCCGCUCCGCGCUGCCCGCCCGCCUGCCCGCGUCGCCGCCGCCGCCGCGUCCCCCGCCGGACUGUGUAUUUAUUUACUAUAACGUUCGCUUACGAGCUGGGAAUAUAAGUGCAUUAACGGCCCACGUGACUCGGUGGUAUGCAAAAGUCUGUGUCCCCAAAGUAAUCAUGUUAAUCACACAAGUAACUUCGCCUCCCCGCCCCGCUUCCUUUACGUUUUUCUUUUCUUAGGUAUGAGUUUUACAUUUUUAUGCCUUCUCCUUGUUUGUGGUUGGUUUGGUUUUAGGGAGAGGACGGAGGGUUGGGUCCCGGGGCUCUUCGUGUUUUGUUUUCCCUUCCUGGGGCUUCGUGCAUGAGUCGUAACCGUCCAGCCCCUUCCUGCCCUCUUGUCUCCCUCCAUUCGAGGUUCUGUUUCUCCCUCUGUACAUUUGGGGGUGGCGGGGGCGAGCUCGGUGGCGGGAGGUCUUGAGCUCUGUUCGCCGGGACCUGUGCCCGGUGACCCCUCCCCAGCAACCGUCUCCUCCUAGGGUCCUGCUCUGGGCCCCGGCCUUGCUCCCCUACCUGGCUCUGAGCACGGAGAGCCCUGACCCCUAGAGAGGCGCAAACGGCCUCCACGAAGCCUGGCCGCCCACCGCACCCUCCAGACUUGCUCGGGCCCCUCAGGCCAGCAGGCUGCCCGCCGGGGGACCUGCAGGGCUCCUUUACUCCAUUAAAAGUCCUGCAAGGCCCCGCUGGCGUGACACUUUGCUCUUUAUAAUUUGCGAAAUGCUUUAUAGUCAUUGUUUCUCUCUCCCGCAUUGGGCAGUGACCCCUCGCACUGGCACUGCGGGGUCACUGAUUCUCGCUAGGUCCCUCCAAAGCAGGCCAGUCGCAGUGUCGGCGGGGACACAACCUUGUCACGGCCCGGUGGGGGAGGGGCGGGGAGCCAGGGAGCGCGAGGACCGCGGCAGCCCCGGCCCCUGUCCCAGGCGCGACCCGGCAGCGUCCCAGCGCUGGCCGUGGCUCCCGCGGGCCCGGGGUCUGCUCCCCACCCUUCCCGGGGGUCUAGUGCGGCAGAGCGGGGACUGCGGGGCUCGCGUGGGAUGCACAGAGCUCCCCCUGGGUGAGACUUAUUUUGUUAAUAAAUGGAAUACUUGGCUAUA
Messenger RNA from Cynocephalus volans (Philippine flying lemur), 4269 nucleotides. RefSeq names its product zinc finger protein 703 (gene ZNF703). Bases 1363 to 3117 code for a protein of 584 amino acids. Lineage: Eukaryota; Metazoa; Chordata; Mammalia; Dermoptera; Cynocephalidae. The record is from RefSeq and is a predicted model, not a curated record. Gene Ontology annotation, cellular component: nucleus. The transcript is spliced from 2 exons. Gene Ontology annotation, biological process: negative regulation of DNA-templated transcription.